Penicillium cinerascens is the source of this 504-nucleotide messenger RNA. Its product is annotated as MAPEG family protein. Bases 1 to 504 code for a protein of 167 amino acids. The transcript has a single exon. The record is from RefSeq and is a predicted model, not a curated record. NCBI's taxonomy places the organism in Eukaryota, Fungi, Ascomycota, Eurotiomycetes, Eurotiales, Aspergillaceae. Gene Ontology annotation, cellular component: membrane.
AUGAGCGCCCUUCUUACAAGCCUCGGCCUAAGCGGUGCAUCCGCCACAAAUAUCCCAAACUACGCCCCCGCGUUCGUAGGCUUCCAUUUCCUCUUCGCCUACGGCGUCCUGUCCUCACGCACCCUGAAACAAUGGUACGGCAUCGAUCACAACGUUUCGCCACGCGAAGACCUCGCGAAAUACGGCGAAGCUGCCGUGCGCGAGGGAAAGAUUACUCGCAGGCAGCUUGAUAUGCUGAAGCGUAAUGAGUCGGCUCAUGCGAACUCGGUUGAGAAUUUCCCUCUUUUGGUUGCGAGUUUGCUUUUUGCGAGCCAUGCUGGUGUUUCUGCAAGCACGAUUAAUGUGGCUGGGUUGUCUUAUACCGUGGCGAGGGUUUGUUACGGUGUGGUUUACAUUCUCGUUGACCAUCCGACGUGGAGUCAGGUUCGGGGGUUGACUUGGUGGUGGGGGAAUUUGAGUUGUUUGGUUUUGUUGUGGAAGGCUGGGAAAUUACUUGCUGCUUAA